Messenger RNA from Chelonoidis abingdonii (Abingdon island giant tortoise), 3722 nucleotides. It is a transcript of the gene PLD3, whose product is annotated as phospholipase D family member 3. The record is from RefSeq and is a predicted model, not a curated record. Gene Ontology annotation, molecular function: catalytic activity. NCBI's taxonomy places the organism in Eukaryota, Metazoa, Chordata, Testudines, Testudinidae.
GAGACGGUAGCUGAACUGAUGUGUGUAGAUGAGAUAGCCCAGAGAUAAGAUGUAAAGGGAGAAGAAACAGGGACCCAAGACAGAGCUCUGUGGAAACCCCACAGGAUCCUUUGAAGGACAUCCUGAAAGAGCAAUUCGAGAGGCAGGAGGGGACAGAGUCUCUGGAAAUCUUAUCCUCCCUUGGCUUCAGAAGAGCAGGGCUGAUGGCGUGAAAGGCGAGGACGACGAGGAUGGAGCACUGGGUCUGAGCUGGGCUAGUAAGGGCUCAUUAGAGACUUUGCAUGGGGUCAAGGAAUGUCCUUCCUGACUUCUGCAGGCGAGCGGUCACAGCCCUGAAUGUGCUAACUGACCCCUCCUGCACUGUAAUUUCCUUCUUUCGGAUUGCCCAAGACACAUGACAGCCUCCCCCGUGCCUGGUGGCUCCAGCCUUGUGACCCACGACAGUUGCCCUUGUGAAAUCCAGCCCAGAAGGCAGUGUCCCCAUCCCCCACCCCAGCAAGGAGGCCUGGGGCAGGGAGGCGAUGCCCAGGAGUGAAUUCAGCACUGUGCAAUUCAUGGCACAGCGACUGCGUCCGCAGUGGAACCAGAGAGAUGGGGGAGGCGCUCAGCGGGCAUGUACUACACCCCCUUUGCAGCUGCGAGAGCGCUGCGCUGCAUGAGCGGCUGGGCCAGAAACCCCUGUCCUGCUGCUUACGCCAGGUGUGCUGAGGAGAGAAGAACCCGGAGAGAGGCAGCCGGGAGAGAAGGGGCCGCGAACUAGUGAGAGAAGCAGUUUGCUGGUUCGUUCUCCUGCUGUGUAACUCAACACUGGGCCUACGAGGUUCUGGAAAAAUGAAGCCCUCUGUAACCCCCAAUAAGCUGAACGCUCUAGAGAGCCAGGAAGAGCUCCUGCUGCCUGGGCAGCCGAACCGGCUUUCCCAGAAGUAUCACCGCCGUACCCUGCUGGCUGUGAUCCUGGUGGGCAUGCUCUUGGCCGGGAUUCUCACUCAUCUCUUAGUUUUUCCGUUCGGUUCCCCUUUGGGAAGAGGGAAAGUGGGGCAGGAUCCAGACAACACGUGUAGUGACCCUUGCAGGAUUGUGCUGGUGGAAAGCAUUCCCGAGGGAAUGGUGUAUGAAGACAACAGCACAGUGAACCCGUCCACUUUUCAGGCCUGGAGGAGCCUGCUCGGAGGUGCUAAGAACAGCUUGGACAUCGCAUCUUUCUACUGGACCCUGACAAACGACGACACACACACUCAGGAAGCCACAGCUGACCAAGGUGAAGAAAUCCUGGCAGAACUGCUGCAGUUACCCCAGCGAGGUGUCUCGGUGAGAAUCGCAGUCAGCAGCCCAUCCUCAAAGCAGCCCCUGGAUGACCUGCAAGCGCUGGAGCAGAGCGGGGCUGCUGUCCACAAAGUCAACAUGCGCAGGCUGACUGAUGGGGUGCUGCACACCAAGUUCUGGAUCGUUGACAAGACCCACAUCUAUCUUGGCAGCGCUAACAUGGACUGGCGCUCCCUCACCCAGGUGAAGGAGCUGGGGGCGACUGUCUACAACUGCAGCUGUUUGGCCAAGGACUUAGGGAAGAUGUUUGAAGCCUAUUGGGUUCUGGGAGUGCCGGACGCCUCCAUUCCAUCGCCCUGGCCGGUCAAUUACUCCACCACGUACAACAAGGAGACGCCUCUAGAGGUGCAGCUGAACGGGACAGAUGCCGACGUGUACCUUUCUAGCUCCCCGCCAGCCUUGUGUGCCGAGGGACGGACGGAGGACCUCCAUGCACUGCUCAGCGUCAUCGAUGAUGCCAGCCAGUUUGUGCACAUCGCUGUGAUGAGCUACCUGCCAAUCAUGGAGUUCUCGCACCCAAGGAGGUAUUGGCCAACUAUUGACAAUCAUCUCAGGAAAGCAGCCUACGAAAGGCAAGUCCACAUUCGACUGCUGAUUAGCUGCUGGGAGCACUCCAAGCCAGCCAUGUUUCCUUUCCUGAAAUCUCUGGCUGCCAUGCAGGACAACAGGACGCACUACAGCGUGGAAGUGAGGCUGUUCACCAUUCCAGUCAAUGAGACACAAGCCGAGAUCCCCUACGCAAGAGUCAACCACAAUAAGUACAUGGUCACUGACAAGGUGGCCUAUAUUGGUACCUCCAACUGGUCAGGAGACUAUUUUGUCAGAACAGCAGGAUCUGCGCUUGUGGUGAACCAGAGUGACACAAAUGCCAAGGGCGAGCUCACAGUGCGGGAACAACUCCAGGCCGUGUUCGAACGGGACUGGAACUCCCAAUACAGCAGCGACAUCAGCACCUUGGGCCAGUGGGAAAACAUCUGCAGAGGUCACUAGGAGGCUACGCCACUGAGGAUUGACGGAAGGAAAUCCAGGCAUCACAGAACAACCCGGCUACAGCAUGUCAAGGAUACACGUCAGGGCGGCAUGGCUACCCCAGCACUGCAAACAUGGUGGGGUUGACAUGUCCCUUCCAGGGCCUGAAAAAUCCGGCAUCACCUGGUUUCUUGCUAGCCCCUUUGGUUUAUCUGCAAUGGCAUUAGUCAUUUUUUGGGCCCUGGUGUGUCUCUGGAUCAUAUGGACACCCCAUCUUCAAACACUAACAGCUGAGCCAAACCGGGGAGAGUUCAUCCUUUUCUCUACCACACCCCCGCUGCUGCUUUCCCUCUGUGCUGAACUGAGCAGGAACUUUCAUGUGUAGGCCACUGGAAUGGGCUUCCAUAGUGUCUGAUAUGUAAUUGUCCAGAUCCCCAUCAAAGGGUUUAUAUACAGGUGCCAGGAGAUGGGAGGUGUUAGUAAAGUCUAAUUUGUGUCUGUAUUUUCAAUCCAUUCGGAAGGAAGAUACAGCGAGUUACACAGGGGGAGCUAUAUAAAGAACAUAUACAUGGACACAGGAUGGAAUUCAUCAACGUUCAGAGGGACAAGGCAUGGCCAGGGAACCAUUGAUGUCCUACUGCAGCCCUACUUUAAAUACUUAUGCAGUAACUGAACCAAUGCCUAGGUCUUGUGCUGCCCCUCUGCCCAGGGGUGAAUUUCAUCAAUGGAUCAUUUAUUCUCCAUGAAUUGAUAUGAUCUUCUGAAAAUUCACUCCAAGGCAGGGAUCUGUAGCAGGGUCUCGCAAGGAACAAGGAAAACAUUAACUCAAUAGCUGAAAACUUGAGGAGGAGAACAGCAAAUAGGUUUGAAUAAAGUCACCAGUUAUGGAGGUGCAUUCAGGUAAAGGUUGAGUUCCAUUUUGUACUCAGAGCAGGGAUUCAGCAUCUUUAUAUUGUAAGAAAAAUAUAGUGUGCCCUCCUGAAGCAUACUGUAUUUCCUCUCUCAACGCAGAAUGACUCUGAGAAUUUCCCUGUAAAUCCAUUUGUUAAUUCACACAUUCAAAUACAUACACAACUGGUUCUUCUAAAAAAUUAGCCUGUGUCACUCUUUUCUUUGUCCCAAAUGAGCUGAACAGAAUAAUGUAGCUAUUUCAAACUUUCCAUAAGGUUAACAUUAAUGGAACUCUGGUGCCGAGGCUCUGUUGGAAGCAAUAGUUUGUAAUGAAGCAACAUGAUUCACUAUUGUGAAUGGAGAGGUUACAGAGAAGUUCAGGUAACUCUUACCUGGGCCCAGUGUGACAGAGGUAACCUCACCUUUCCUGUCCAGCUAGUUUGCAGCCAUGAGUCUAUGAGAGACUCAGUGCUAUUGGGAGGCUGGAGAAGUGCCAAGAACACCACAAGUUGGUCCAAUAAAAACUGUUCUCUCACCCA